Pseudopipra pipra is the source of this 1099-nucleotide messenger RNA. RefSeq names its product transmembrane protein 18 (gene TMEM18). Bases 183 to 590 code for a protein of 135 amino acids. The record is from RefSeq and is a predicted model, not a curated record. Gene Ontology annotation, cellular component: nuclear membrane. The transcript has 5 exons. Lineage: Eukaryota; Metazoa; Chordata; Aves; Passeriformes; Pipridae.
UGGCCCAGUGCCACCCUCAGGAAGAGGUGUGAGAAACCACUUCUGCUCGUCCCCCAAACGCGGGACGAGCCGCCGUCCCUUCCCUCCCGCGAGAUGCGGAGCCGCGCCAGGAGCCGCCGCCGCCCCGCAGGGGAACAGCCGGCAGCCCGAGUCUCGCGAGAAGCACCGCCGCCGCCGCCGCCAUGGAGCCGCCGCUGCAGGGCCCGCCGGGGCUGUCGGCCGUGCUGGCGAGCACGGACUGGUCCGAGCCCUGGCUGCUGGGGCUGGCCGCCUUCCACCUCUUGUGCUUCUUCCUGACGUGCGCGUCCCUGCAGCACCGCCGGGUGCAGGUCGGGCACUUCCUCUGCAUGGUGGGCUUAGUGUACUGUGCUGAAUAUAUCAAUGAAUUAGCAGCCAUGAAUUGGAGGUUGUUUUCUAAAUACCAAUACUUUGAUUCAAGAGGAAUGUUUAUUUCGCUUGUAUUUUCAGCGCCACUGCUGGUGAAUACUAUUAUAAUUGUGGUCAGCUGGGUUUACAGAACUUUGAAUGUAAUGACUGAACUAAAGAUGCUACAACAGAGAAGGAAAGCGGAAAAAGAGAAAAAGAAGUGAAAGCACCUUACGCUAUUUUUUUCAGUUAUAAUAGUGCUUGUCUGGGUAAUCAGUCCUUCUAUAUGAUUAUUCAGAAACAGAGAUACUUUUAUGUCUGAUGUCAAGAGGACUUUGUAACAUGUGCCUGUGGACAAGGUGAAAGCAGGUACCUACAAUACAUUUGAAUUGGCUGUGAACUUGAGAAACCAAUCAACUGGUUUUUGUGCCCUUCAUUGUAAGAUACUUUUCCACUAUGACCGAGGUGAGACACAAUGUUCCAGUUAGUUUCGAUUUGCGUUUGUGAUUUUCAACUGUAUCUGAACUCUGUGUUUAUCAAGUAUCCAUUCUUCUGCUGCUUAAGCCAUUGGAGAAGCGUUCUGAAUUACAGUAAAUGAGAGAUUGUAUUCAGAAUAACUCAGGAAUCCAUGCUUCUGUGAAGCAUUUCACUUCUUUAUAAGUCAAGUUUCAUACUUUCAAUGUGUAUUGUGUGCCAGUGGCAUUUUAUAAAUAAAACUACCCACUGUGUCUUA